CAGUUGACAGCGUCACACACCAAUCUCAAUCGCACUUCAACACGCGAGCCGUGGACACGAGAGAGACAGAAACCGGCAAAUCGCCCCAAUAAUCUCGGCAGUCCAGUUCCGCUUCUGAUCUGACCUCUCGUCCCCUCGCUCCCCGCCGCCACCACAGCAGUUGAACACGAGCGCGAUGUGGGGGCUAGGGUUUAGGUGGCUGCUGCUGCUGCUGCUGGCGUUCGCGGCGGCGGUGGAGCUGGAGGCGCGGUUUGUGGUGGAGAAGAACAGCCUGAUGGUCACGUCGCCGACAGCUCUGCGGGGGCGGCACGAUAGCGCCAUAGGCAACUUCGGCAUCCCGCAGUACGGCGGGAGCAUGGCUGGUGCCGUCGUCUAUCCCAAGGGCAACUCAGACGCCUGCGAGGCCUUCAACAGCGGCAGGAAGGAGCACCUCUUCCGCACCAAGCCUGGAGCGCUCCCCAGCUUCCUUCUCAUAGACCGCGGAAGGGAAGGUGGUGUGUUGUCUUUCUUGCUGGUUUCUCUUUGGCAGAAGUACCCUCAACAGGAUGCGUGUAUCACCGUGGAGACGGCGAGACCUUUGUCGGCUACAGUGACUCGGACCACGCCGGUGACGUGGACUCCAGAAAGCACCUCAGGCGUGCUGUUUUCCCUCGGGAGCAGUCCAAUGAGCUGGAAAUCACAUAAGCAGAAGGUCGUCGCCACCUCUUCGUGCGAAGCCGUGUACAUUGCAGCGGCGACAGCGGCGUGCCAAGGGAUCUGGUUGGCUUGUCUUCUCGGCGAGCUACUAAAGCGAGAUGCUGCCCCUGCGAUCCUCUACGUUGACAACAAGUCUGCCAUCUCGCUGUGCAAAAAUCCGGUACUUCACGACCACAGCAAGCACAUUGAUGCUACCACUUCAUACGGGACUGUGUGUCGAGAAGGGCAUGGUGGCUGUGGAGUUCAUUGGAACCAGCGAGCAAAAGGCGGACAUUCUGACAAAGCCUCUUGGUCGUGUACGCUUCCAGGACCUGCGCGGCAAGAUUGCUUGUUUGCUAAGAAGGUCUGGAAUGCACAAUAUGCUGGUGCCUCAGCAGUGCUUGUAGUUGAUGACAAGGAUGAGCCACUGAUAACAAUGGACUUACUUCAGGAAGAUGAUGAGGCUGCAAAAUACAUACAGAACAUAUCCAUUCCUUCUGCUUUAAUUGAUAAGAAAUUUGGAGAACAAUUGAAGAAGGCUGUUAAAGAUGGUGAAAUGGUAAACGUGAAUCUUGAUUGGAGGGAGGCUGUCCCACAUCCUGAUAACCGAGUUGAGUAUGAGUUGUGGACAAAUAGCAAUGAUGAAUGUGGGCCUAAAUGUGAUAUGCUUAUGCAUUUUCUGAAGGAAUUUAAGGGAGCUGCGCAGUUACUUGAAAAAGGUGGUUAUAGUCAGUUCACACCCCAUUAUAUUACUUGGUAUUGCCCUCAAGCAUUUGUUGUCAGCAAACAAUGCAAGUCCCAGUGUAUAAACCAUGGAAGGUAUUGUGCACCUGAUCCAGAACAAGAUUUUAGUACUGGCUAUGAUGGAAAAGAUGUUGUUGUAGAGAACUUGAGACAGCUUUGUGUGUUUAAUGUUGCAAAUGAGAUAAAAAAACCAUGGAUCUGGUGGGAUUAUGUGACUGAUUUUCACAUAAGGUGCCCAAUGAAGGAGAAGAAGUAUAACAAAAAGUGCGCAGAAACAGUCAUUAAAUCACUAGGUUUGGAAGUGAAGAAGAUUGAUAAGUGCAUGGGAGAUCCAAAUGAUGAUUCUGACCACCCUUUACUAAAAAUGGAGCAGGACUCUCAGAUUGGGAAAGGGUCAAGAGGAGAUGUUACCAUAUUGCCUACUCUUGUUGUGAACAAUCGACAAUAUCGAGUCUUGAAAGGAACAGGAAAGCUAGGAAGGAAAGCUGUCCUCAAAGCUAUUUGUGCUGGCUUUGAGGAAACUACUGAGCCAAAUGUUUGUCUGAGUGAUGACAUGGAAACAAACGAGUGUCUGAGCGAUAAUGGAGGUUGCUGGCAAGACAACGCUGCUAAUGUAACAGCUUGUAGGGACACUUUUCGUGGCAGAGUGUGUGAAUGCCCCACAUUCAAUGGCGUGCAAUUUAAAGGAGAUGGCUACAGCAACUGUGAACCUGCUGGUCCCGGAAAAUGCUUGAUAAACCAUGGUGGGUGCUGGCAUGAAACUCGCAACGGAAAAACAUUCUCUGCUUGUCAGGAAUCAGGAGAUCAAAAUUGCAAGUGUCCAGCUGGUUUCCGAGGGGACGGUGUUAAAAAAUGUGAUGAUAUUGACGAGUGCAAGGAGAGAAAAGCUUGCCAGUGUCCUGAAUGCAGCUGCAGAGAUACAUGGGGUGGCUAUGAUUGUACUUGUAGUGGCGACCUUUUGUACAUCAAGGAGCACGACACUUGCAUAAGUAAGACAACAGUUCAGGCUAAAGCAGCAUGGGCUGCUGUGUGGGGGAUCUUGGUAGCCUUGGUUAUUGUGGCGGCAGGAAGCUAUGUGGUAUACAAAUACAGAUUAAGGUCAUACAUGGACUCUGAGAUUAGAGCUAUCAUGGCACAGUACAUGCCACUGGACAGUCAAGGGGAGGUCCCAAAUGAUUCACACGAAGAUCAUCCACUUGCUCACUAACUGAACCUGUACAACUAACAUAGGCAGAAAUGUGGUUUGAACAGAGUUGAAAUAUACAGAAUGCAUACAAAGGUGAAUGGCAGCAUGAUUUUAGAGUCUGACAUGAAUGUAAGACUCACGUACAAAUUUAUCUAGAGCACUUUCACCUUAGAGGUCAUGGCAACUCCAUCUCCGGUAAUAUUUACAGAUUCUAUAAUGAGCAGACGUUCGCUCAGCUCGUCCCUGGAGCGACCCAACCACAACAUGUGGGGUAGUUAGUUGCAUACAUGCACGUGAUGAUGCAAGCUAAUUUCAACUUUUUUUAAACCAAAAAAUGUUUUGUGUACCAAAUCA
This is a messenger RNA of Triticum dicoccoides, 2959 nucleotides long. RefSeq names its product vacuolar-sorting receptor 1-like. The record is from RefSeq and is a predicted model, not a curated record. Gene Ontology annotation, molecular function: calcium ion binding. The coding region runs from base 176 to 2626 and encodes 816 amino acids. NCBI's taxonomy places the organism in Eukaryota, Viridiplantae, Streptophyta, Magnoliopsida, Poales, Poaceae. The transcript is spliced from 13 exons.